AUGUUAUUUUUAUUCAUAAUUGUUGGAUUUCAUUUUCUUCUAUAAGACUCAAAAGCAACAGCUUGUGAAACAAAAUAUGUAUAAUCAAAAAUAACUUGCCAUUUCAAAUAAACAGAUUGUUAUAUACUAGAAGGUGAUGAGGAAGAUUACUACAAACUUAAAAGUAUUGAUAAAAACAUUAUAGAAAAAUCCUUUACUAUUUCUUAUAAAAUUGAGCCUAUUUAAGUAAAAAUAUUCAAAUUAUUUGAAUAAGAGAUCUCAAAGAAACUAAUUUGCUAAUUUUUAAAAAAUUAGAAAUAUUAUAUAUCAUGUACAACAUUUGAUACAUUAAAUUAUGGUUAAAAUCAUCAUUUAUAAGAGAGUAUUCGAAUAGAGACAAAUAUUUUAUCAAAUGAAAAUUGCGAUGAAAUAUUUUAAUUGAAUGAUGGAAGAAUAAUUAUAUUUUGCAUGACAUAGUCUCAUCUAAGAUAAUAUUCUGUAGGUCUAGAUGGAGAUGCAAGACUGAUGCUUGAAUAUGAAGUCGUAGAUUAAAUUUAAGAUUAGUGCAAGAAGACUCUGUAUAAUAUAAAAAGGAAAAAUCAAUUUAUAACAGCAUUUUUCCAAUGUUCGCGAUGGAAAAUAUUUCUAAUUAAUAAUCUACAUAUCACAAUUAUUUUGGAAACUAAAAUGAAAGAUGAAUAUCCAUCCCUAAAAUAUUUUUCUAAAAUAAAUGAUAUAUCAAUAUGCUGGUUAACAGCGCAAACACUCUACAUUUUUGAAGGUAAGCAUUAACUUCUUGUUAAUUAUGAUUCAAUUUAUUCGUAAACUUUUACAUUAUCAAAGAGUGAGCAUUAAAUUUUAAAAAUAAUACUAUUAAAAGUUUGUUCAAAUAAUAUACUCAUUACAUAUUCAAAUGAGUCCAAUUUCUAACCUUUUCAAAAAACAGAAAGGGAGAUUAUCAUAAAUUAAACUUUUGAAGCAGGAAAUAUUCAUUUCUUUUCUGAUUAUAUCUUUUUUUAAAAUGAAACUUCCCUAUUAAUUAGGAUAGAUUAUCAUUUAAUUUAAACUUAUGAAAUUCUAAACACAACUUUAAAUUUCUUCGAAUAGGAUAAACUAUUUUACCAAAUCGAUUUGUCAAAUAAUUUGAUAUAAUUUUAUAGAUAUUUUCCAAUGAGUGGUUUCAUUGAACCUAAAAAAAAAUUUAUCUACAUUAUUUUUAAAUUAGAAGUGAUUCUCCCUUAAUAAUUAGAUUAGUGUUUCAGAAUUUAAUAUGGAAAUAAAUCGAAUGAAAGGAUAAAACAUGUAGAAGAGAUCGAAAUCUAGAGAAAUUGUUAUCUUAAGCAAGAAGUAGUAUUAAAUUUUAAACGAUAUAAUUCCUAUUUACAAUAAGAGUUUUCUAUUUAGAAUAAUCAUAAUGAGGUUAUUAAUUUGAGUAUUUGGAAUGAGGCAAUGGAGGAUGUGAAGUGUUACUAACGAGUAAAAAGUUAUGAGUUUAAAAAUAAAACCUAACUAAAAUCUAAACAUCAUCAUUAUUUAGUUUUUCAGAAUGACUACUUGAUAUAUUUACAUAAUUGUAUCCAAAACAAGAUUGAAAUGAUCAUAAACACAAAUGAGUUUGAAGUAUUUCGGUUUCAUGAGGACUAUUAUCUAAUUGAUAAAAAGAAUCAAUAGUUAAAAGUGAUUUCAUUUGCUUUAAACCAAAUAAGCUAAAUUGUAUUAUAUGAUCAUAUAGAAAUAACAAAAGCCUAAUAAGUUUAGUAAUAACUCUUCCUAUAUACGAAAAAUAAUACAUCCCCAAUAAUAAUUUCUAAAGUUUCAUUCUUAUAUACUACCAAUUAUCUUUCUAAAGUUUAUGUUUAGCCAGAAUAAAUUACAUAUUAUCAAAAGCUUGGAGGUUAUACAUUUUUUUAAUAUCCUAAUAUUUUAGCCUAUGAAUUUUAGGGAGAUGUUUUAUGUUUUGAUAUUUCAAACCUCGUUAUUAUAUCAAUUAAAAUAUGGAUAAAGAACUUGUAUUAAAUUAUUGCAGUACAAAAUGAAACUAACUCAGUCCUUCUUUAUUAUACUAAUCUAAUUGAAUUACAUUAAAUCUACAAUUAUACUCUUAAAGAAUAUUAAUUCUCAAAUCCUCUAAAGUACUCUUAUGCCAAUUUAAAAUUAGUGAUUUUAACAGAGCAGCAUUCAACUUUUUUUCUAGCUCUUUUCUCCCAGUCUGAUGAGUCAAUUACUUUGAUGGAUAUUAUCAAUACUGAUGAUACCUAUUUUGAAAUUCUUGAGUAUACUUUAUUUUAUUUGAAAAAUGGGUAAAUGAAGUAAUAUUACAUGACUGGAGUGGAUGCAUUAAUCAAUACCAAUAUUAGUUUUCAAAAAAACAUUUUUGAAUAUUAUAAUUUUACACUGAAACCAGCUUUAAAAGGUAACGAUGACCUUAACCUAAAACUCAAGUUGAUAAACGAAUGCUAUCAAUUAUUUUGUAGAAAAAAUUCAAUUUCUUUAAGGUUAUAAAAGGAUUAAAAAUUAUAUCUAAAGAUUCCUGAGAUGUUUUAUGGUCCAAUAAAUAAUUUAACAAUCCAAAGUAAUCAAAAUAUUUAUUUGAAAAAUCCUUUUAAUUAUAUAUCCUAAAUCAAUAAAUGUUAUGUAGAUUAAUUUAUUUGUAUUUAAGAAUUCCACUUUGAAUCAUAAAAUUCAAUAUCUAAAACAGAAUAUCAAUUUUUUGUGAUCAUUUUGAAUAAUAAAACUGUAUUUCAUUUAUUAUAGCCGCCUAUAGAUGAUUUGCUCAAUUGGAUAUUUUGGAUAUCAGAUUAUAAUUUUAUACGGCUUUAUUCAUAAGAUAAGAGUCUAUAAAUUGGCUUACUAUAAUGCAAUCUUGAGCUGAAUAGAAAUUGUAAAGAAAUUAAGACAUCGACCAUAGGUAUAAAUCCUGUAACACCUUUAAGUUUUAGUAUCAUAAAAAUCCAAAAUUUGAUUAGAAUAUCCAAUGAUGCUCAAUAGAUUUAUUUGUAUAUUUGUAAUUAGAAUUUUACUAUCAUUAACAUUACAGAUUAUAAUUUGGAUAUUAAAUACAUUGAGAACUCUAAAGAUUUGUUUAUCGGUGUAUCAAAAUUUGAUGAAGUAGAAUAAUCCUUAAGAAAAUUACGAAUUUAUUAAAUUCAUUUUAAUGGGUAUGUAGAGAUAUUCUCAGAUAUAAUCACCAAAAAAAUUGAAAACCUAUUACCUUUUUAUAACAAAUUGUUAAAUAUAUCUUUAAUUUCAUGUAGGUAAACAGAAAAUAUAAUAGUAGCUAACAUUUUGGUUUAGCAUCUCUAUACCUUUUUUACGGUCAAGAUUUAGAUUGAUAUUUAAAAUGGAUUUUUUAUUUCUUUUGAUUUGUAAAAACAGAUUAGAAACCAGCUAUGGGAUUCAAAUUUCAUCAUCAACUAUUUAGAUGACGACUAUUUAAUUUUGAACUCGAUUUCGGCUGAUGCCACCAUUUUAUUUGAUUUAUCAGAGGAAAGAUUAUUUUAUGAUUAUUGCUAUCUCCAAAAUAAUCAUAUAUAAAUCACAAGAGUCAAUACUACACAUUUUAUUUUUAGGAAUAACUCAACGAUUCAUAUAGGGAUGAUAUAAAAUUAUGAGAUCGAUCUAAGAGAAAUUGAUGAUAAAAAUUUCAACUUUAUCUUAAAUGCCUAAAAUCAAAUAUCUGAAGCUUAAAUUUCAAUUCAUGUAGAAGUAACUUCAGACGGUUAAGAUAAGAGCAUUAUACUGAUUUAACUCAUCAAUAUGAUUUUUAUUCUAUUGUAAUUAAGACUUGGGUAGAGUUUAAAUAGAUAAAAGAAAUAAACAACAUUAAGAAUUUAAUAAUAAAAUUAUAUAAUAUGA
This is a messenger RNA of Paramecium octaurelia, 3834 nucleotides long. The record is from the annotation of a GenBank genome assembly. Lineage: Eukaryota; Ciliophora; Oligohymenophorea; Peniculida; Parameciidae.